Messenger RNA from Rosa rugosa (rugosa rose), 1623 nucleotides. RefSeq names its product probable WRKY transcription factor 57. Gene Ontology annotation, biological process: regulation of DNA-templated transcription. The transcript has 4 exons. The record is from RefSeq and is a predicted model, not a curated record. NCBI's taxonomy places the organism in Eukaryota, Viridiplantae, Streptophyta, Magnoliopsida, Rosales, Rosaceae. Bases 294 to 1262 code for a protein of 322 amino acids. Gene Ontology annotation, molecular function: DNA-binding transcription factor activity; sequence-specific DNA binding.
CACCAAUUUUUCUAGCUUAUCUUUUUCUUCUUCUUCUUCUCUCUUUUGAUUCUUUUUCCACUCCUCUCUCUCUGCUCUCUCUCUCCCACUCUCUCCCUGCAACUGUGCUUUGACGCGACUAAAGCUUUCCAUUCCCUCCUUCAAAAACUACUACGCGUCCUUUCCAUGUCACCAAAACCCUAAUUACUAAUUACCAUCUCUCUCGCCGACGCCUUCUUUCUUCUAAUUCAUGCUCGCUUCUCCCUCCCAAGUCCAAUCCACUCUACGACGUCGUCCGAUCCACCUCCGCCUCCAUGGACGGCGACAAGGACACACGCGAUCCGGGACUCACCGAGUUCCCCACCGAGCCGAGCUGGGACAGUCCUUACUUCUUCACCAACGAUCGUGACACCACCGUACUAAGCGAAUUCGGGUGGAAUUUCAGCCCCGACGACCAGAUCGGCGCCGACGACAGGUCCGAUUUGGCGGGAAGCAGCACUACCACUACUCUCGCGGAACAGUUUCCUGAAAGAAGCAGUAAUACUAACUCCGACCCGGCCCACGUGGUCGGAUCUGUUUCGUCAAGCUCUACCGAGGACCCGCCGGAGAGGUCUACUGGCUCCGGCUCCGGCGGCACACCACCUCCCGAGACACCGAGUAGCACUACGAAGGUGAAUAAAAAGAAGGGGCAGAAGCGAAUCCGGCAGCCAAGAUUUGCGUUUAUGACAAAGAGCGAAGUUGAUCAUCUCGAGGAUGGCUACCGCUGGCGGAAAUAUGGACAGAAGGCUGUUAAGAAUAGCCCAUAUCCAAGGAGCUACUAUCGGUGCACAAAUAGCAAAUGCACUGUGAAGAAAAGGGUUGAACGUUCCUCUGAAGAUCCAACGACGGUAAUUACGACGUAUGAAGGGCAACACUGUCAUCAUACGGUUGCAUUUCCCCGCGGCGGCGGGGGAGUCAAUAUUAUUAGUCAUGAUCAAUCUGGCUUUGCCGCAGGAAGCCAGUUAAUGCAGCUUCCUCCAGUCUCGCAGUUCAUGCAUUAUCCAACUUCAAUUCAACCCAGAUCACAAAUUAGUCCAACUCAUAAUUUGACAGUAGGAGGGUCGCAGUCGCACCGAUCAGUCCGGGCUGGCGGUACUCAUUACCAUCAUGAUCAAGCAGCUGGGGGAUCCCAGUGCAUUAUUAAUCCAAAUCAUGAGCCACUCCCAGUAGUACCAGUUCCUACAGAUGAAGGGCUUCUUGGGGACAUUGUACCUCCUGGAAUGCGUAAUCCGUUCGAUGGAUAAAAUGUACUAGUGCACUUGCCCACUUCAAUUAUUAUGCUUCCAUAUCAUCUUGUAUUCUUGUUCGAUCAGCUGUCUCCUCGAUCCUCAUUGCACUUCAUAUCAUUAUUUUGGCCAAAUGAUCGAGUUGUCCUGGGCAGAAAUUAAAGAGCUUCAUGAAGCAUAACCCAUCGGAAGCUAGCUAGUAAUUUAGUAGGAGAUCGAUCCUCAGAGUUGAUGAUUAUCAGAUUCUUAAUGUCUCUUAAUGUCUCUUAUAUAGAGUUGAAGAUUUGAAGAAUUCCGUGAUAUUAAGUGGUCGAUAUCAUGCACUCUAAAUUAAUUACCCAACUAAUUGCAGUAUUUAACUAAUUAAUUUCACUAUUGA